Messenger RNA from Candoia aspera, 811 nucleotides. Its product is annotated as somatostatin-2-like. The transcript is spliced from 2 exons. Gene Ontology annotation, molecular function: hormone activity. The record is from RefSeq and is a predicted model, not a curated record. Gene Ontology annotation, cellular component: extracellular region. Gene Ontology annotation, biological process: regulation of cell migration. The coding region runs from base 50 to 382 and encodes 110 amino acids. Lineage: Eukaryota; Metazoa; Chordata; Lepidosauria; Squamata; Candoiidae.
CUGGUCUGCCUCUCAGCCUCUCCCAAAAGCUUCCUGAGAUCUACCCAUCAUGCAGAUGGUGGCUAGGUUUGUUGCAGUGCUUCUGCUGACAUGGAGUAUGCGCGCAGCUGCCCUGCCAGGAGAAGACAACUUUUCUGCACAUAGCAGCAGGGUGAGUGAGCAGCCCAAAGCUCGGAAAGCUCUUAUCCUGAAAAUGCUAGCAGGGCUCCUAAAUGGAGUAGAUGUAGAUCGUGAUGCUGCAGUUGUUUCUGACGUAGAGAACCCUCUAGAAAUAAAAUUGGAGGAAGAACCCUUGAUGCUGGGGCAGUCACGACACACCACCGAGAGGGUCCGCAAAGCUCCGUGUAAAAACUUCUUUUGGAAAACGUUCACUGCCUGCUAACAAACCAUCCACAGCCCUUCUGGCUUCCGGAGCUGUCCUGCUGUGUAUGGUUGCCCAUGGGCCAGAAAAAAGGAAAAAGAAAGAAAAAUCUCCAGUCUGCGUUGCUCCUGUCCCCUCCAGCUGAGCUUUGAUCUGCAAAAAGAGGGGAGGGGGCUUUCCCAUCACAUUUCGCAAUGUAAGUCAGUCCAUGAAUAUUUGCAAAGUGCUGCAGAUCCAACAGAACCACGAAGGAACUGCGGCAAAGGACUGGUUCGGUCGUGGCUAAUCCCUUCCCAUCCGUGGUUGUGCUAAACUAUGGCAAACUCUCUCUGCCCUUCUGUGGUGUCGCACCUCCUUUACUUUUCGGUUUUCUCCUUUUCCUUAUCAAAGAACUGAGCUCAAACUUUGAUUUCGUGAUUUAAUUGACAAAUAAAGCAUGGCCUGAGGACC